AUGAGUGAUAUUUUGGGCAAGAACCAACAAACGACACCUGUAGGCGUCCCAGUGACAUACUACGAAACAUGCCGGCGGAUUGAGUACCUGGCGUCCCUUGGGAUGCCGCAGGUGACACCAUACACGGAGCCCACGAAGCCACUCGUGGCGACGUUACCAGAGCCGAGGGAGCUGCUGCUGGGGGAGGGAACUCCGCUUUCCUCGCCGUCGCCAGUAUUGCUCCCUGUGGAGCCUCGGCGAACUGUCACGCCUUCCACUACGUCGACAUUGAGAGGGACAUGCCGUAAAAAAACGGAGCUUGAAAAGUUUGACAUGGAUGCUGCCUAUGCUGCCUUUAUACAGCGAUUGGAACAGAGGUUGGACGAGGAGGAAGCGAAGAAUUCUAAAGAACUUGGCUCAGCGAGUCCUUUGCAAUGA
Molecule: messenger RNA, 417 nt
Organism: Trypanosoma cruzi
Lineage: Eukaryota; Euglenozoa; Kinetoplastea; Trypanosomatida; Trypanosomatidae
Exons: 1
Coding region: 1-417 (138 amino acids)
Source: RefSeq, a predicted model, not a curated record